Molecule: messenger RNA, 4947 nt
Organism: Rhagoletis zephyria (snowberry fruit fly)
Lineage: Eukaryota; Metazoa; Arthropoda; Insecta; Diptera; Tephritidae
Gene: sick
Product: sickie
Biological process (GO): nervous system development; neurogenesis
Molecular function (GO): ATP binding; ATP hydrolysis activity
Source: RefSeq, a predicted model, not a curated record
GAUGAUUUGUACUUGGAAAUGUGCGCGGAAGCGUAUUGAACAAACGAUCGCUAAGAAAAUAAUAAAAAGUGUAAAAUAAAUCAUACAAAAUAACGUGUUCUGCGUUUAAACAAAACAAAAAGCGAAACAACGUGCUAAGAAAAAUAUUUUUUCUGCAAUUAAUCAUCAUUCAAAGCCGUUAAACUGAAGCUGCAAAAGAAAAUUGAAAAACUCAAAACGACAAAACGUUCGAAAGAAAGAAAAUGUGACAGUGGUAAUUACGAGUAUUACGGCGACUUCGACGACGACGACAACGACAACGACAACGGAGGGCACGACCACUGCAACAGUUGUGGCGACAAUGUGUCGCAUUUGAUCAACUCGCGAAAGUGCAAAAUUGUUAGUAGCGACAUGUCCGCCACAACGCGUCCACCGCCCUCUCCAGCCGCUACACCACUCUACGAUGGCUAUGCCACCAUACGUUCGCGUGGCCUCUAUCGUGCUCAUUCAAUACGUGCCGCUGAAUUGGAAGCAGAACUCAACGCUGCCGAUGCGAAGGUCAGCAGCAGCUCCACGGACAUGCGUCGGCCAGCCAUGGUGGAGCGACGGCGCACACUCUCACUGAAAAGCGAUUAUAGCCAGUGUUCUUGUUGCUCGGGCAACAGCGGAAUUUGCCACAAUACUCAGCGCUUGGGUAGAGCUAAUAGCACUACAAAUAGCAGCGGCAGCACAAAUACACCGAGUGUGGUCGAGGAAAUCUACGCAACUCGUCCAGUCGCGAAGGCAGUGAAAACGCCAACAAUCGGUGAUUUGGAACCACUCUACGCUAGCUCACAUGUGCGCGCCACUGGUUUUCGCCCACUCUCAGAUGCGUCUUCCUCAUCAGGUGGCGGCGGCAGCAAUGGCGGUGGCGGCUGUCGCGAUAGUGUCAUUGGCUCGACUGGUUCGGGCAGCAUUGCUGUCGAAUAUCACAGUUUGAAAAAGAAUUCACGCUUCUCCUUAGAUUCGCUGCAGAGCAGCGCCACACCGAAAACACCAGACUACACCACUGCCGAGGAGGAGAACAUCUAUUUGUAUACCGCUCCCGAUAGUCCGAAACGACGCUUGGAUAGCACAAGCACGCGCCAUUCUUAUGGUGACUCGGAACGCUGCUACUCGCCAAUUUCUACAAAAAACUCCUUCGAAAUGCAGGAUUACUCUAUUAUCAGUGGUCGCACAUCAGGUGACUUUACACCCUCCAAAAUGCGUCGUUCUUCGACUCGCAGCAACACUUCCCAGACCAGCUCACAAUACAGUCGCGCCAAAUCGCUAAUUGAGAGCGCACGUCCGUCCACUUUGAUGACAAGCUCUUACCAUCGCAGUGAAAGCGAGAGCCCGACAUAUGCCAGCGGUCGUCCAGCGCUGUCGCCGAGCGCGCCACCUACGCCUGUGCGACGCGAAAGCCUCUACGCCAAACCAAAGAUUUAUGCCAUGCCUACGCUAACGGUACCAACAACCGCGCAGUCUUCACACUCACGUCCGACUAGUCCGUGUCAGAGUGCGACUAAAUCACCACUAAGCUCGCCCCCUAACAACGCCACGUAUCAGCUACAAAUGCCAACGCUCUCAACGCCACAGCGCAGCACUAGCGCCGAAAUACUCGAACGUUCGCACACUAGUCACAGCCUUAACACCAUCGAUCAGGAUGAUAUACCAGCCGUGCCCAGUGCCAUGCCCGUGCUGCAGAAUGCCGUCGAUCGGCGUUAUCAUACCUUGGGGCAUAUGCGCGUGCAAAGUAUGGGUGCAGGAUUGUAUCGCUCGUAUGACUCCUCGCCUAUGGGAUCCAUGUUGAAUAUGAUGAGUGGCGCCUACUACUCGGUAUAUGCUGGGGGGCGUCAACACCACUCGUUGCUGCAUGCGAAUAAAUCUGCUGGAAAUAUCUAUGCAUCUGCGGAUGAUGCUGUGGCAGAUCUGAAUCGACUGGCGCCAGAGUAUAUAGAUCCGUUGGACUUUAAAAUAGGCUGCCAAACGACGUUGCGCAGCAAGCCGGUGAUACCUUGGUAUGAGUUGGCUAUAAAGAGAGACAUGAAGAGGCAGUCUUGUCCGCCGAUUACUGGCAGUGGAUUAACCAACAGCAGCAAUACGCUCAGCAUGAGUCGCAGCACCGAUAACAAGGCUCAUGUGGUCGCCGCUUUCGAGCAAUCGCUCUCCAACAUGACGUCACGCCUACAGCAGCUGACCGCAACCGCCGAGCGCAAGGAUGGCGAGCUGACUGACAUGCGUCAAACAAUCGAAUUGCUGCGUAAGCAAUCUAUUCAGGCGGGUCUUACAUCGGCGCAUAUGCAAAGCAUGGGCGUGCAGACACAGCAGAACGAGCAACAACUACUUGCGCGCACGGCUAUCACACAGCAACCGGUGUCGAAUCAGAAUGGUGCCAGCAAUGGUACCGCCUCAUCGACGCCUUCAUCUACAGCUGCUGGUGGUGGUGUUAUGCAACGACAUCACAGCUCUGAUUCGAUGUGCUCGCUAAAUUCGAUUAGUUCCGGCUGUUCGGCACAGGAUAAGAAGCAAAAGAAGAAGGGUUGGCUACGCAGUUCCUUCACCAAAGCAUUCUCGCGUAAUGCCAAAAUUUCGAAGACUAGUCGACACGCCGGGCAUCAUCAUAUGAGCGCGGGCAGCGGUAGCAACAGCAUUGGUGGUCAUGCAACACAUGGCAUGCAUGCAGAGAGUAGCGCUGUUUACAACAAAGCUAAUGGUCAUAGUUACGCAGAGCCUAUUGUGGGCUUGGCCGCCUUGGCAACACAACCUGCGCCACCAAUGCCCACAGCCAAUGCAUCGCCCACCAAAGGUAGUCCAGCGAAGACUGUAAUGCUGAUAGACAAUGCGAAACCGAUUGAUGCAAUCGAUCACGACGAUCACCAGGUUGUAGAGGACCUCAAGAAGCAGCUGCGGGAAAAAGACUUGGUGUUGACCGAUAUACGCUUGGAGGCAUUGAGUUCUGCGUCACAGUUGGAGAGUCUGAAGGAUACCGUAAAUAAAAUGCGCGCUGAAAUGAUGUCGCUUAAACAGAAUAACGAGCGGCUGCAAAAGUUGGUCACCAGCCGUUCACUGGCGGGCUCUGAAGCGUCGUUGGGAAAUGCCAUAAGUCCGAGUGGUUCUAUAGGGGAAACGCGUCGUUAUUCGUUAGCGGAUGCCAAUGCGCGUCCACCAAUGGAGUUGCCAAAACGUUUGGAUGAAGAAGUCGAGGAGGAAAACAUUCCACCAGCACCCGCACCCGAACCACCACCACCACCACUUAGUCCCGCAACGCAUAUCGACCUUACACCACCGCCACCCGCACUCGACACAAUUCCUAGCCCCGCACAUAUUGCAGCCGCAGCGGUUGAGGAAUUGCCCGACGUCACCGAUGGCAAGAAAAUUGCUAUCGCCUGCUAUUUGGGACAGCCCGAGUCAUUUGUCAAAUACUGCGAGGAGAUGCUGGAGGCCGAUGAAUUUUAUGCAAAUGGCAUAGAUGCGGAUGGCAUCAGCGAACGCAAGUCGUUUCCCACGGCCAGUUUGAAUGAGUUUGUUGUCGCAUACACCUACAUUUCGGGCAAGACAACCUGGCAGAAUUUGGACUAUAUCGUGCGCAAAACUUUCAAGGAUUAUGUGUCGCGCAUUGAUCCAGGCACCAAUUUGGGUUUGAAUACAGACUCGAUCACAUCCUAUCACUUGGGUGAGGCGAAGCGUGGUCCGGAGAUGGGUUUCCCCGAAUUGCUGCCCUGCGGCUACAUCAUCGGCAAUGUACGCACACUAUAUAUUUGUCUGCAAGGGGUGGGCAGUCUAGCGUUUGACAGCCUCAUACCGCGCAGCAUCGUACACCGCUAUAUCAGUUUGCUAACCGAACAUCGGCGGCUAAUCUUGUGUGGACCCAGUGGUACAGGAAAAUCCUACUUGGCGCGAAGAUUGGCAGAGUUCUUGGUGGCGCGUUCCGGACGCGGAAAUCCCUCCGAGGCGAUUGCAACGUUUAACGUUGACCACAAGUCUUCAAAGGAGCUGCGUCAAUAUCUCGGCCAUAUUGCCGAACAGGCAGCCAUUGCUAAUGGCGCUUCUGAACUGCCAUCUGUGAUCAUUCUGGAUAAUCUGCAUCACGCAUCUGCUUUGGGCGAUGUCUUCUCCUGCUUGCUGAGCGCUGGCCCAGCUGGAAAGCUGCCUUGCAUUAUUGGCACAAUGUCGCAAGCUACAUGCAAUACAACCAAUCUGCAGCUGCAUCAUAAUUUCCGAUGGGUACUCACUGCCAACCAUAUGGAGCCGGUUAAAGGCUUCCUCGGUCGUUUUCUGCGUCGUCGCUUAUUCCAACUCGAAUUGCAGACUGGUCAUCCUCAGCCUGAAUUAGCGACGGUGCUCGCUUGGUUGCCCACCGUUUGGCAGCAUAUAAAUCGCUUUUUGGAAGCGCACAGCUCUAGCGAUGUAACAAUCGGACCACGCCUUUUCCUCGCGUGUCCGUUAGAUUUGAAAGACUCCCAAGUAUGGUUCACCGACAUCUGGAAUUAUCACCUUUCACCUUAUUUGGUCGAGGCUGUACGCGAAGGGGUACAAUUAUAUGGACGACGUGGUGGCGCAUGGAAUGAUCCAUCUAUUUUCAUACGCAACUCCUAUCCAUGGCCAUAUGGUCCCGAUUCGGUGCCACCAUUGCGGCAAAUAAACGCCGAAGAUGUGGGAUUAGAGGGUGUGACGGUCAGCAAUGGCGACAAUCCAGAUCCACUGUUAAAUAUGCUCAUGCGUCUGCAGGAGGCUGCCAACUAUUCCGAAAAUCAGGAACAGGAGUCCGAUUGUGCGAGUUUAGACUCGAAUGUAACGCCAGACAGCUCGGCAGGUGCUGAGUAAAAAAUUUGGUUGGCUUGCGUUGGCGAGCUGUAAGCUCAAAGUAAAACUAAUCAAAUAUGUACUAGAAUUACCUAUCUAACUAUCUAACCAGGACAUAAUCGCUUCAACUCAAAUAUUCAUGUG